This is a messenger RNA of Nematostella vectensis (starlet sea anemone), 2071 nucleotides long. RefSeq lists its product as uncharacterized. Gene Ontology annotation, molecular function: protein binding. NCBI's taxonomy places the organism in Eukaryota, Metazoa, Cnidaria, Anthozoa, Actiniaria, Edwardsiidae. The record is from RefSeq and is a predicted model, not a curated record. The transcript has a single exon. The coding region runs from base 116 to 1237 and encodes 373 amino acids.
GUUACAAUUCUCUUUAAUUGCACUGAAAACUUAUCGGGCUGAAUAUUCAAGCAAUAUGGCGGAAAGAGCGUAGUGUAGGCAAGCACGGCGUUAAUGGUGAGUAGGGCAGAAUACGAUGGCCGAGGCGGGUAGAACAUCACAGAGGCGCUUCACUUCGCCGAAUGGAAGCACUAGAUCGGGCCGCAGUCGAAUGGGAGAUGAUAAGGAAGAACUCAUAGAGCAGUUGCGGCGCUUUAGCAGCGUUUCGCAGGAGGAUUUUGAAAAAAUGCGACUAGCGGAAAAGGAAGACGAUUUCUUCGCCAUACGCAAGGCAACGGACAUUACGGACCCCGAUACAAAGAGCGACCCGUGUCCUCCACUUCCAAUUAAAUUGAUCCACGGAACGUUCCGGCAUAUCCUUGGAGUUCGCGAAGCUUGUUCUAAACAAGGCACGUUUCUACAGAGAACAAUUGAACUCAAGCGCAAGCCUGGGGAAUCUCUAGGGUUUUAUAUUCGGCAGGGAGAUGGUUGGGAAAGAGAAGAUGGAAUCUUUGUAUCAAGAGUCGUGCUCGGGACUGAUGUAGAUGUUUUCGAAUUGCUUCGCGUUGGGGAUGAAAUAGUGAAAGUGAAUAAAGUUGAUGUAAGAACGAUGGGGAUAGAGGAUGUAAGCGCUCUCAUGCAAAUGACGCGUCGUCUCAUACUUACUCUCAAGGUUUUAACUCCUAUUUCGUCAAUGAAUCGGAAGCUAGCUAUGAAAGAUGGAACAAACGCAAGCACUAAAUCGUCCACCGGUACUACGAAAACGUCUAGGUCCGCUUCCCUUCCGGCUAGUGCACAUAUGAUGGUGCGUGAUCGGGGAGGUCGAAUGGUUCCUGAUCGCAGAUAUAGCACAGCAUCUCGGCUAAGCCACGAAGCAAACUACAAAGUAGCAAAUUUGGUAAUCGGACGAAACAAGGACGCUCUACCUAGCGCUGGGAAUGCAACUGCGGCGUCGCCUGUUACUACACCUCCGCCAAGGCAAACAUCAAGGCGCAGCACUAAAUCCCCCGUGCACGGGAAGCGAACGCUCUCUCCGAUCAGGGAAUCAACUACGGACUUGGGGCAUUCAGACGUGGACGAAAGAGCUCGUUCUAGCAGGGCUGCUAGCGUUGUAAGCUGGUCAGAUCAAUUUUAUGGCUACGGCGGUUCUACCAGCCCUGUAAAACACAAACCCAACGAUCGAAGGAAAUCGGAAGCCUCCGGAAUACGACCUAGAUGAAACUCGUGUAAACUAGUAAAUUUUUUAUCGCUCUUGAAGUGAUAAUUGGAAGAAUAUAUUGGAAUUUGAAAUUUUGGGAAUUGUGCCGUGGGCCGUGUGGAUGGAAGUCGGUAAGAUCACUGGAAUUAGGUAAAGCAAGCUUGGUGGAAAUCUUUCUGUUUUAUUUGGAGUCGGGUUCUGUGGAAUUUGCUAGCUAAAGAAUUGUGCAGGAUCCUGCAAGCUGCCCCGGAACCCAUACUACCAGCUGUAUGCCGCUAUGCAAAGCGUCUUCCAAAUUCCCCAUUUGUAAACACGAAUGAAAUAACAUCGCUCGGACAGCUUUCACAUGGAUCUAGCAGCUUUUAAAUCUUCUCGCUCCGAAGUCUGGCCCACUCUGGAGAGCGAAGACCAUGUGAUCAGAAAUUUGUUUACGCCAGCAAUCUUUAUGGCGUUGAUUCUGUGGUGUUCUGACACUGUUUUUCAAUUUUAAUCGCUGAUUUCCAGUUCCUACUGACUUUGCAAAUAGUACUGGUGUUUUUUCCCCAGGCUUUUUAUGAUGUUUGCAAGUCUGCUGGUAUUUGAAGAAAUCAAGCCCACUGUGGAGUUCGUUAUGUAAAACAAUUUUAACUUUGCUAGUACAAGUUAAAUACUGUCUAGCACUGUUAUUUAAGCUUUAACCGAAAAACGAACCAAGCAGAGACCAUAAAAUUAUUAGAAUGUCCAACCGUAAAUUCACGGCUUACAUUUUCAUACUGACCACAACUCAAGCUGUUAAUACCUUUAAAUUGUAAAUGCAUUCUUGUAGCUGGCAAAAUUUUGAUCGAAUCAGUUGAUAAAGGAAAUCAGCCUUUUUAA